Callorhinchus milii (elephant shark) is the source of this 1499-nucleotide messenger RNA. RefSeq names its product spondin-2-like. Bases 75 to 1499 code for a protein of 474 amino acids. NCBI's taxonomy places the organism in Eukaryota, Metazoa, Chordata, Chondrichthyes, Chimaeriformes, Callorhinchidae. Gene Ontology annotation, biological process: cell adhesion. Gene Ontology annotation, cellular component: extracellular matrix. The transcript has 5 exons. The record is from RefSeq and is a predicted model, not a curated record.
GUCCCUUUAAUUUCCAAGCUCUCUCUUUCUCUCUCUCUCUCUCUACCCCGUCCUCUUUUACCUGCUCACCCACCAUGUACCCAUCAACAUCUCUCCUGCUUCUCAUCGCAUCCUCGUUCUCCCUGGUUCAAGCCAGCAACAGGACUCUUUGCCGGGCAGAGGAACCCGCAAAUUACUCUGUCAAGUUCUCAGCAGAAUGGAACACCCUGUCUUUCCCAAAGCAAUACCCAACCCACAGACCCCCAGCUCAGUGGUCUCUGCUCUUCGGUUGUGUUCACAGUGAUGACUUCACUCUCUGGGCCGAAGGGGACAUGGCAUCUGCGGGGGUGAAGCUUUUUGCUGAAGAUGGGAAUCCUGACUUGCUGCUGGAGGAAGUGAAUAUCACGGAGGUUGUGUUCACUGCUGACCCCAUCACCCUGGGCGAGGGUAACACCUGCACCAUGCUCACGGCUACACCUUCACACCCAUUGAAACUGUACGCACAUGGGGAUUUCAGUCUGGUCCGAGGACUCUUAAAGGCAAUGAUGGGUCUCUGUGCCAGUCAGACACGGCUGAUCAAAAUAACAUUACCUAUUAAAGCCGUCAAUUACAGUAAAGAAACUGUGCCCGCGCAGUGGAAGGCGAUCAGGAUCGGAAUGCGCUUCAGACUCGGCUCCAAUAACAAGGUGUCUUUCCUGGUGCGUGUUAUCCCAAGUCCGGAUUGGUUCCUGGGUGCUAGCCGUGUAAAUCUGUGUGAGGGCGAUGAGUGGAGGGAAUCCAUCUCCCUGGACCUGUUCCCUUGGGACGCUGGCACAGACAGUGGGUUUACCUUUUCCUCGCCAAAUUUUCCCACUUCCCCUCAGGAGCCAGUGUUUAAGAUCACAGCCAAGCACCCGUCCCACCCAGUCAAUUCCUUCUUCUACCCCCGCCUGGAAUCACUGCCCAGAAUGGGCCACCUGGAGCUCAGCUUGCUCUCCGCAGCCCAGCGGGGUGAGGGGAUGGACAAGGCAGGAGACAACUCCAUGGAGUACGUGCCAGCCAACCAGACCCUCGCUCGCAAUGGGACAAGCAAAGCGUGGGAGGAGAUGGCAAAGCCGGGUGGAGUUUCGAAUGAGGUGCUCAGCAAAGAAGCGGACAAAGAUUCUGCAGAGACUUGGAGAAAAGGGUUGAACACUACUCCUCUGGACUGUGAAGUGUCCAACUGGUCCACGUGGGGUCUGUGCAGUCACAGAUGCGGGAUUAGCACCCGGCAGAGAACCAGGUACAUUGUUCAGCUGCCGGCCAAUGCCGGGGACCCAUGUCCUGCGCUCCUGAUCCAAGAAAAUUGUGAGGAGGUCAAGUGCCCAAUGCCCACAGCGGACCCCAACCUGACCACCCAGCGGCCCCAGGGAGCUGGGAACACCGAGCCUUCCCAGACCAGCACCUCUGACCCACCGGCCUGGUCGCCCAACCAAACCCAGCCUGUGAUUCGUGACCCCACCACCGAGCCCCCGCUCCCCCCAGGUCACACCACCCACUGA